This is a messenger RNA of Penicillium antarcticum, 1473 nucleotides long. RefSeq lists its product as uncharacterized. The record is from RefSeq and is a predicted model, not a curated record. The transcript has 3 exons. Lineage: Eukaryota; Fungi; Ascomycota; Eurotiomycetes; Eurotiales; Aspergillaceae. Bases 1 to 1473 code for a protein of 490 amino acids.
AUGCCCUCCGUAUCCCUGGACUACAGCACAAUUAAAGCAGCAGCCGGAAACGAUACAUUGGGCUACUAUAAAUACCAGAACAUUCGAUUCGCCGCAGUUCCCACGGGUGACCUGCGCUUUGCGAAACCAGUAUGGCCCUCGGUCGAGUCAAUCAUCAAUAACGGAACAACCCAUGCCAGCGCCGAUGUAGACUGUGCUUCUACUGAAGACUGUUUAUACAUGGACGUGUAUGUUCCAGCCAACGCGAAGGGCAAGAAGCUACCCGUCGUAGUCUUCACAUAUGGGGGUGGCUUUACAAGUGGUUCCAAAUUCAAGAGUACCCCUGAAGGCCUCUACGAUCUCUCCAAAGACUUCGUGUUUGUGGCCUUCAACUACCGUCUUGGAAUUACCGGCCUCGCAAACUCUGUGAGUCUCACCCACCAGGGUGCUACCGACAAUGUCGCCCUAUAUGAUGUCGAGCAUGCGUACAAGUGGGUGAAGAAAUAUAUCAGCAAGUUCGGCGGUAACCCAGGCGAUGUCACGGCUAUGGGAUUCUCCGCUGGAUCCAGCAUGGGUCUCUUCAUGCUCACCCGGUACGGAGGUCAUAACAAACAGCUCUUCCACAAAGCCUAUUUCACCUCUCCUGGCUACGUCCCGGGCGCUGGCCACCACCAAGGCGAAGCGUUCUGGCAAAAUGUUUCGACUGUUGCUGGUUGCAGUGGUGUUGAUCUCUCCUGCAUGCGCAAGAUCUCUUUCACCAACCUUACCAAUGCCGCAACUGAAGUCAAGAACAACUACGGAUACCAAUUCCAGCCUCGCGUGGAUGGAGACAUCGUUGCCGAUACCUACGAGUCUCAGUUCUACCAGGGCCGUUUUAACUGGAAUGGUCCUCUUGUCAUUACGCAUGAAGAGCAUGAGAACAAUGGAUCACCUACGAGUGGCGUAAACACUACUGCUGAUAUCAGAAGCGAGCUUCGUUCCUUCUUCCCGGCCAUUACUGACGAUGUCAUUGAUGAAAUCUUCAAACUAUAUCCCGAGUCUAAUUACUCCAGCGCUGGGUAUCGCUUCGCAGAUAUGAGACAGUCAUUUGAUUUGACUGCCCAUGACUACGCCCUUACUCGUGCACUCAACAACAACACUUGGAAUGCGGAGGUCUCCCUGGAUCAGGCGGUUCACGGUACUGAUCAGAGCUACUACUGGUACAGCACCUACACCCUUGUAGCCAAACCCGCCGCGAAGCAAUCUGCUGGCUCUGGUGUUACGAUUGCAAGCAAAAUCACACCCAAUCCUACUAUUGCUCGCAAGAUGCAAAAGUACCUCCUUUCCUUCGUCCUUACCGGAGACCCCAACACAAAGUGGGCCAACGACAAGAUCUACUGGCCUAAGUAUGGCAGCAAUGCCACCGAGAUUGUCUUCAACACUACAAUGUAUACUAAGAAGGAUGAUCUUGCUACUGCUAAGAGCGUGUACUGGAAUAAGGCCCUGUGGUACUGA